AUGUUAAAGAAUUAUUCAAUACGUCUCGUUUUGUGGCUUUUAAUUCAAUUAUUAGUUGAAGUAAAAUGCCAAACAACUCCUUUUAGAUCAACACAACGAAGCAGUCAUACUGCUACACUUAUUGAUAGUAAUUUAUAUAUCUUAGGUGGUCGAAAUGAUGAGACUGGCAGGAUUGGAAAUGAAUUUUUUUAUCUUGACGUCUCUGUUCCAUUUAAUACUCAAAAUAUAUUAUGGCAUAAUUUAACAAGCAUUAAUAUAGUUCCAGCACAUAUUUCUGCAGCUUCCGUUAACGGUGGCGCAAAUAAUAAAACCUUGUUUUUAUAUGGAGGAUCAAGUGAUAAAGUAAUGUCUUUAGUAUAUACAUUUGACACUCAAAGUAAUUCAUGGAAUAUUCCAAAAAUAACAGGCGAUAAUAUUGUUAGGAAAAAUAACCUAAAAGGCAUUAUUAAUAAUUAUGGGAAAAUGUAUUUAUUUGGUGGACUAUUUAAUGGCACCACUACUCAAAAUGAUAUGUUUAUUUUAGAUACAAAAAAUUUGAAAUGGGAGUUAGGAAGUACAAUUAAUGCACCUUCUCCAAGAGCUGUUUAUGGUGCAACUUACGUCUCAGAGCAGCACAUACUUUAUCUAGGUGGCUUUUCUACCGCAUCUAGUAUUGAUGGUGCAUCUUUAUCAUUAAAAGAGAUUUAUUACUAUGACAUGCUUAAAGAUUUGUGGCUGACAAGAGUGACUUCGGGUACAAUUCCUACUGAUAGAGAUUCCUUUUCUGCAGUACUUGGUUUGAAUGGGCAGAAAGUAAUAAUCUUUGGAGGAAUAAAUAAUAUUAAUAAAUUCACACCUCAGGAUACUCUUUAUGUAUUAGACUUAAAUAAUUUUGAAUGGUAUAUCCCAAAAAUUUCUGGAAGUAUUCCAAGUUCUAGAUAUUGGCAUCAAGCAAAUGUAAUUGGAAAAUAUAUGGUUAUAUCAUUUGGAUUUGGUUAUGAUAGAAAUAUUGACAAUGAUAUCUUAUUGCUUGAUAUAAGUAAUGAUGAAGAAUAUAUGUGGACAAACAUUUUCGACCCAAAUGAGGUAAAGCCUACUCCUCCAACGGAAUCUCCAAAAGUUUCACCAACUACUACUCCAAUACCAGUUAUUAUUGGUGUAUCUAUAGGAACAUGUGUGGUUAUUAUUUCUCUAUUAAUUGGAGGCUUUUACUUGUAUAAAUGGCAUAAAAAUAAAACGGAAAAUUCAAGAGCAAUACCAACUCCUGGAAGUGAAGGUAAUAACAAUUUUAAUCACGAAGCUUUUAAAAUUACUACCAGAAAUAGCGUUUAUAAUCAUGGAUAA
Messenger RNA from Funneliformis caledonium, 1323 nucleotides. Lineage: Eukaryota; Fungi; Glomeromycota; Glomeromycetes; Glomerales; Glomeraceae. The record is from the annotation of a GenBank genome assembly.